AUGUCUGAAAAAGAACAGCAACCCGCUGCUGCUGCUGCCGCCGCCCCUGCAACUGGUGAAGCCCCUGUGGUCAAGACUGCCAAACAAUUAGAAAACGAGCGCAAGAAGGCUGAAAAGCUUGCCAAAUUCGAGGCUAAGAAGGCUAAGCAAGCCCAAGCUAAGGCACAGUCAUCUAAUGAGCCCAAGCCAAAGAAGGCCGACAAGAAACCUGCUGCUGAACCUACCCCUGAGUUUGUUGAUAAGACCGUUUCUGGCGAAAAGAAGAUUCUUGUCAGUCUCGAUGAUCCCGCUCUUAAAGCUUACAGCCCUAAGAAUGUUGAAUCUUCUUGGGAACGCUGGUGGGCUAAGGAGGGCUUCUUCAAGCCUGCUCUUACUGAGUCUGGUGAAAUCAAGCCCGAGGGAAAGUUCAUCAUCCCUGCUCCUCCACCAAAUGUCACUGGUGCUCUCCACAUUGGACACGCUCUUACCAUUGCCAUCCAGGACUCACUAAUUAGAUUUAACCGCAUGAAGGGCAAAACUACCCUCUUUAUCCCCGGAUUCGACCACGCCGGUAUUUCCACUCAAUCCGUCGUUGAGAAGAUGCUUUGGAACAAGGAGAAGAAGACUAGACACGAUCUUGGCAGAGAAAAGUUUGUUGAUCUUGUUUGGGAAUGGAAGGAAGACUACCACUCUCGCAUCAAGAAGCAGCUUCACAGCUUGGGUGCUUCCUACGACUGGACCUACGAGGCCUUUACUUUGGAUGACACCCGUUCCAAGGCUGUCGUUGAAGCCUUUGUUCGUCUCCAUGAUGAUGGUACCAUUUACCGUGCCAGCCGUCUCGUUAAUUGGUGUGUUGCCUUGAAUACCACUCUUUCCAAUCUUGAGGUUGAGAACAAGGAAAUCACUGGCAGAACUCUUUUGAGCGUUCCUGGAUACAGCGAGCCCGUUGAGUUUGGUGUCAUUACUUCUUUUGCUUACCCCAUUGAGAACUCUGAUGAGAAGCUCAUUGUUGCCACCACUCGUCCUGAGACUAUGUUUGGUGACACUGGUAUUGCCGUUCACCCUGAUGAUCCCAGAUACAAGCACCUUCACGGCAAGUUUGCCAUCCAUCCCUUCCUCGAAAGAAAGAUCCCCAUUAUUACUGAUUCCGAGGCUGUUGACAUGGAGUUUGGUACUGGUGCCGUCAAGAUUACCCCUGCCCACGAUCCUAACGAUUAUGCCACUGGUAAGAGACAUAACCUUGAGAUGAUCAACAUUAUGAAUGAUGACGGUACAUUCAACGAGAAUGCUGGACCUUACGCUGGUUUAAAGAGAUUUGAUGCCAGAAAGAAGGUCAUUGAGGAGCUCAAGGAGAAGGGUCUUUUGAUUGGAUCUGAAGACAACCCAAUGACCAUCCCCUUCUGUGCUAAGUCUAACGAUGUUAUUGAGCCUCUUCUCAAGCCCCAAUGGUGGGUUGCUCAAAAGCCCCAGGCUGAGGCCUCAAUCAAGGCUGUCAAGGAGGGCAAGAUUACCAUUUUCCCCAAGACUUCUGAAAAUGAAUUCUUCUCGUGGCUGGAAAACAUUCAGGAUUGGUGUAUUUCUAGACAGCUUUGGUGGGGUCACAGAUGUCCUGUUUACUUUGUCAAGGCUGAGGAUAGCUCUAUUGAGCAGGAUCCUGCUGAUAACCAAUGGUGGAUUGCUGGCAGAACUCUUGAGGAGGCUCAGGAGAAGGCAGCCAAGAAGUUCCCCGAUCUUAAGUACACUCUUGAACAAGAUGAGGACGUUUUGGAUACCUGGUUCUCUUCUGGUCUGUGGCCCUUCUCUACUUUGGGCUGGCCCGAGAAGACUGAGGACAUGAAGAAGUACUACCCCAUGUCUCUUCUGGAAACUGGCUGGGAUAUUCUCUUCUUCUGGGUUGCCCGUAUGAUUAUGCUUGGUAUCAAGCUCACUGGUGAGGUUCCCUUUACUGAGGUCUUUUGCCAUUCUCUUGUGCGUGAUGCCCAGGGCAGAAAGAUGUCCAAAUCUUUGGGUAAUGUCAUUGAUCCUCUUGACGUCAUCUAUGGUACACCUCUUCAGGCUCUUCACGACAAGCUUAAGCUUGGUAACCUUGAUCCUCGCGAGAUUGCCAAGGCUGAGGCUGGCCAGAAGCUUUCUUUCCCCAAUGGUAUUCCCGAGUGUGGUACUGAUGCUUUGAGAUUUGCUCUUUGUGCUUACACUACUGGUGGUAGAGACAUCAAUCUUGACAUUAUGCGUGUUGAGGGUUACAGAAAGUUCUGCAACAAGAUUUACCAGGCUACCAAGUUUGCUCUCAUGAGAUUGGGAGAUGACUACAAGCCCCCUGCUUCUUUGGAGCCUUCUGGAAAGGAAUCUCUUGUUGAGAAAUGGAUUCUCCACAAGUACACUACUGCUGCAAAUACCAUUUCCAAGGCUCUUGAUGAGCGUGAUUUCCUUACUGCCACCACUGCUGUGUAUAGCUACUGGCUUUACGAGCUGUGUGAUGUUUACAUUGAGAACUCCAAGUACCUGAUUGUUGAGGGUACUCCUGAGGAGAAGAAGUCUGCUCAAGAUACUCUUUACAUUUCAUUGGAGGGAGCCUUGAGACUGAUCCACCCCUUCAUGCCCUUCAUUACUGAGGAGCUGUGGCAGAGAAUUCCCAAACAUGCUGAUGCACCUGCCUCGAUCAGUAUUGCUGCUUACCCUGAGUUUAAUGAGAAGGCCAAUAACCCUGAGGCUGAAUCUGCUUACAAUCUGAUUCUUGAGGUUGUCAAGGGUGCCAGAUCGAUUCUUGCUCAGUACAAUAUUUUGAAGAAUGCCACUAUUUUGGUUCAGGCCACUACUGGUGAAAUUCAAAAGACCAUUUCCGAGCAGGAGGCUUCUAUUCUGUCUUUGGUCAAGGCAGCUACCAAGCUUGAAGUUUUGGGAGCUGAUGACAAGGUCCCCUCUGGAUCAGUUGUUUCAGUUGUUUCACCUGAAGUUUCAGUGUUUGCAAUUGUCAAGGGUCAUGUUGAUUUUGAUGCUGAGAUUGAAAAGGCUAAGAGCAAGAUUUCCAAGACUGAGAAGAGCAAGGCUCAGUUGGAGAAGCAGGUGAAUGUUAAGGACUACGAGACUAAGGUUCGUCCUGAGGUUCGUGAGGCUAAUCAGAAGAGACUUGAGAACUUUGCUGCUGAGAUUUCUGGUCUUCAGGCUGUUGUUGAUACUUUUGAGAAGCUCAAGUUGGAAAACUAA
Messenger RNA from Magnusiomyces paraingens, 3183 nucleotides. RefSeq lists its product as uncharacterized. Gene Ontology annotation, biological process: valyl-tRNA aminoacylation. NCBI's taxonomy places the organism in Eukaryota, Fungi, Ascomycota, Dipodascomycetes, Dipodascales, Dipodascaceae. Gene Ontology annotation, cellular component: cytosol. The transcript has a single exon. Gene Ontology annotation, molecular function: ATP binding; valine-tRNA ligase activity; aminoacyl-tRNA deacylase activity. The record is from RefSeq and is a predicted model, not a curated record. The coding region runs from base 1 to 3183 and encodes 1060 amino acids.